AGUCCCCGUUCGGCGGGGGCGGUGCUGGCGUUCAGCUGCCUCUGGUGGAGACCCCGGUUGCUCUUUGCAGCACUUCAGAGCCCAGGGCGGCCGGCCGGGGGGCUGCCCCGCGCACGGGAUCUCUAACACGGCAGCGGCUGCUUGAACACAGCCCCUUGGUGCCGCUCACAGGCCCCGGAAUAGCAAAGCCCUCCCGCGCGGGCCGGGGAGGCGGCGCCCGGGCUCGGUUUCCGGCGGCGCCGCACGUGUCCCGGGGUCGGGCCGGGCCGGGGCCGAUCGGCUCCCGCGGCCGCGCAUGGGGGAGAGCGGCGCGCUGGGCUGGCGCGCGGGGCUGGCGGCGCUGGUGCUCGGAGCCGGCGCCUGCUAUGGCCUGGCCCGGCUAGCCAGGAGCGGCGGGGCGGCCGCGGCCCCCAGGGGCACCUCCGGCCGGGGCGGUGCGUGCGAGCGGCGCUCGGAUGGUGAUCUUCCAAAAUCAACCGAUAGCCUGGAUGCAAACCAUCUACAGAAACUUAUUCAACUGCUAGAGUCUACAGAUGAUCCAUUGAUUCAAGAGCAAAUAUUGGUGACUUUGAGCAACAGUGCUGCCUUCUCUGUAAAUCAAGAUAUAAUUCGAAACUUGGAUGGCCUUUCUGUUAUUGGAAAAAUGGUCUCAGAUAGCAUCCCCAAAGUUAAAGAAAAAGCACUGAAUGCACUCAAUAACUUGAGUAUGAAUGUUAAAAAUCAGGAAGAGUUAAAGGAAUACAUUGUACAUGUCUGUAGAGAGAUUGAGUCAUCGCCCUUGGACUCUGAACUGCAACUAGCUGGACUCAGAUUGUUAACAAAUAUGUCUGUUACCAAUAACUACCAUCCUAUGAUGACACGUUCAAUUCCAUAUUUUUUUCAUUUGCUUUCAGAAGGAAAUGAAAGGACGCAGAUUCAAGUUCUGAAAGUACUUGUGAACUUAUCUGCAAACCCAGCCAUGACAAGACAUCUUCUUAGUUCUCAAGCACCAUCGUUGCUUUCCCUUUUUGACAACUUCAUAAACAAAGAUGUUCUGCUUCGAGCCUUGGUGUUUGUCACAAAUUUGAACAAGAACAUGAAAAAUGCCAGGGGAGCCACUAUCCAGGAUCAAUACAAUGAAGAUUCAAUUUUUUCUACGCUCUUUGGGGAUUCUACCCAGUAUGCUCAAAAAUUGGCCUCUUUAUUGCAUCAUCCGGAUACAGAAGUGAAAGAACAAGUUGUUAAAAUAAUAACACAACAGUGAAAUGUUAAAGAGACUAAUCUGAUCAAAAGUUAAUGUUUAUAUUCAGUUUUAGGAUGAAUUUUCUUUCAUGAAAGAAUGAAGUAUAACCUACUGAGCACUACUAUAUUACUGUAAGCAUGACAGUUGCCCUCAAAAGAAUCUCAAUGCAAUAAUAUAUCAUGUGUUAGAUUUGCUAUUGGAAGGACUCUAAAAUAACUGUUUGUUUUGCACUGGCAAAGCACCACAUAAAAAUGAGUAUGCAUAUAUGAUGGAGCAAAGGCCCCUUGGGGAAUGGAAACUGGAGUUCUGAAACACUAAGCUCAAAUUUUUAAAGAAAACGUAAAACUUAGUAUUAUCUCCUAAUGUUGAAAGCAGGUUUUUUCAUCAUUUUCCCAUACAUAGAUUUACGAUCUAUUAUUAUUAUUAUUUAAAAAUUAAUUCUAGGCUAUAAUCUAUUAAAGUUUCUCAGCCUGGAGUUUUAUUAAAUGUCUAAACUAAUCCUUUAAAAAAAUAAUGUUUUAUGUAAUUAUAUUAACUUCAAUAUACAUAUGCAGGAAUCUUUUUUGGAGCAUCCAAGUAAAAUUAGUGGCCAAACUAUAAUUUGAAUGGAAGCAUAAAUUUAAAAUUAACUCAUAUGAUGUAAAACAUUUAAGGAACAUUUUUAAAACAUCAAAAACAAACUAGUAGCUUAUAAGCAUUUUCCCCUCUUAGUUUCAGAGUGAAAUUAGUUAAUAUAAAACAAAGCACAUAAAAACACUUUGCUGUAUCCCAUUUCAAUCUAAUUAAACUGCAGUGCAGCCAAAACAAGAAAACAGGCUUUAACUGUUAAUAAAAAGCAAAACAGCAAUUCAAAUGGAAAAGUAUUUGUAUGUUUGUUUGGUUUUUAAUGUUACAAGAUAUUUAUUUUGACUGGGUUUAUAUUGAAGAUUAACUAGAGGUGUAUGAAUUUUUUUGCCAACAUCUUGACCAUAACAAUAGUACUUUAUUUUUUUUUUUUUACCAAUUAAAAUUGUAUUUUGUUAUCUUUUA
Alligator mississippiensis (American alligator) is the source of this 2251-nucleotide messenger RNA. RefSeq names its product armadillo repeat containing 10 (gene ARMC10). The transcript is spliced from 6 exons. Gene Ontology annotation, cellular component: mitochondrion. The record is from RefSeq and is a predicted model, not a curated record. The coding region runs from base 296 to 1243 and encodes 315 amino acids. Lineage: Eukaryota; Metazoa; Chordata; Crocodylia; Alligatoridae.